CCCUUGAUGACUUAUCUCGAUGAUCAGAUAAAGAAUCUCGGAUUGGACGACGCAGAUGAACGGGAAUUGGUAAUCGUGUACUCCACGGAGACGGGGAAUGCACAGGACAUAGCUGAGCGGCUGCACAGAGAAGCCGAACGCUGGCGCUGGAUGGUGCAUGUCUACGAUGUAGAGGAUUUUGAUGUGAACACUCUCCUUAACUCCCCCAUCGUCAUUUUCGUCGUUUCCACAACCGGGAACGGAGAACACAACAAGUCAUUCCGUCCUCUCUGGCGUCUACUACUAAAUAGCACGCUUCCGGCUGACCUUUUAGAAGAUCUCACUUUCGCUGUAUUCGGUCUGGGAGAUUCUGGCUAUGCGAGGUUCAAUUGGGCUGCGAAAUCACUCAGCAGACGCUUGCAGAGUUUGGGCGCACAGAUGCUUGUCCCGCGCGGAGAUGGCGAUGAAAGACAUUACAUGGGCUUCGAUGGGGUGUUCCUCCCAUGGUCGAAAGGUCUCUUUGAGGCCUUGCAAGUUGUUUGUCCACUCAGAGAUGGUUUAGAACGUCUUCCAGAUGACUACUUGCCUGCACCGCGAGUGGGAUUACGUUUCUUGCCAGGUGAAGAAGCACAAGUGAAGGAUGACAAGCCGACAGCUGUUGAAGGUAGCCAUCAAUGCACACUCAGGCGCAGCGACAGGAUAACAAGCGAAGAGUGGUGGCAAGAUGUUCGCCACAUUAUUCUUGACAAACCUCCUUCGCUCACAUACGACGCUGGGGAUGUUGCAGUUCUCACGCCAUCCAACAAUCCAGAUGCAGUCGACGAGCUCAUUCGUUUGCUUAGAUGGGAAACCCACGCUGAUACACCUCUGAAGCUAACUGGUACUGUCCCACACCGGCUACAAGAAUACAUCAAUCGUCCAACGACAAUCCGGUCAUUACUCACAUACUCUUUAUCGCCAUUCAGUGUACCCCGUACGACAUUUUUUGAAUUCCUCGCCCAUUUCACUAGCAAUAAUCUCGAAAAGGACCGCCUGAGGGAAUUUCUCAGUGUCGAGGGUGCUGACGAUUUGUUCGAAUAUUGCACACGCGUGCGAAGGACAGCUGCUGAAGUACUGGCUGAUUUCAAGAGUGUACGCGUACCUGUGGAAUACAUUCUCGAUGUAUUUAGCGUUAUGCGCCCUCGUAAAUUCAGUAUUGCUGGUUUACAUCCCACUAAAAUUGAGCUUUGCGUCGCACUAGUGAAGUACAAGACGAAAUUGGUCAAACCCCGUCAAGGCGUUUGUAGCACAUGGAUAGAGAGCCUCGCUGAAGGUGCUACCAUCGACAUAUCUGUCGAGGAGGGCACAAUUCAUGCGCCGAAGGACCCCAACAAGCCACUUCUGCUCGUCGGUCCAGGUACUGGCGUAGCACCUAUGCGUGCACUAGUACAGAAAAGAAAAGCUAUGGGCGCAUCCCACACAGCACUCUACUUUGGAUGCAGAAUGUCAGCCAUGGAUGAGCUCUACGCUGAGGAAUUCAACAAGAGCGACGAACUGGUCUAUAAAAUUGCACACAGUCGUGACGACAAAGAGGGAAAUAAAGAAUAUGUACAGCAUAUCCUUCAGAAAGAUGGUAAGAGGGUGUAUAAUUGGCUCAUCGAACGUGCCGGAUACCUUUUUAUAAGUGGUAGUUCAGGCCAGAUGCCGAAAGCUGUUAAGAAGGCCAUUGGAUCAAUCAUAGAGCGUUUAGAGAAUAUACCAAAUGAGACAGCAAUGCAUACAGUUGAGCAACUCGAAAAACAGGGCAGAAUCGUAGAAGAAUGCUGGUAACUUUAUAGAAAAUGUAUAAAAUAAUUAUAAUGCAAUGCAUAAUGUAC
Messenger RNA from Wallemia mellicola CBS 633.66, 1835 nucleotides. RefSeq names its product riboflavin synthase domain-like protein. The transcript is spliced from 2 exons. Bases 7 to 1788 code for a protein of 593 amino acids. Gene Ontology annotation, molecular function: NADPH-hemoprotein reductase activity; FMN binding; flavin adenine dinucleotide binding. Lineage: Eukaryota; Fungi; Basidiomycota; Wallemiomycetes; Wallemiales; Wallemiaceae. The record is from RefSeq and is a predicted model, not a curated record. Gene Ontology annotation, cellular component: cytosol.